Messenger RNA from Mus caroli (Ryukyu mouse), 3743 nucleotides. NCBI's taxonomy places the organism in Eukaryota, Metazoa, Chordata, Mammalia, Rodentia, Muridae. The record is from RefSeq and is a predicted model, not a curated record.
UUUUUGUCUUUAAGUUUGUUUAUAUAGUGGAUUACAUUGAUGAAUCUUUGUAUAUUGAACCAACCUUGCAUUCCUGGGACAGUAAAAAGAAUCAACAAAGCUGGUCCUUUGAGAGAAUCAACAAGAUAGAUAUACCCCUAUUCAAACUAACUAAAGGGCCCAGAGACAGUAUCCAAAUUAGCAAAAUCAAAAAUGAAAAAGGAGACAUAACAACAGAAACCGAGGAAAUUUAAAAACAAAACAAAACAAACAAACAAAAAACCCCAUCAGCUCCUACUACAAAAGCCUAUACUCAACAACACUGGAAAAUCUAGAUGAAAUGGAUGAUUUUCCAGACAAGUAACACAUAGCAAAGUUAAGUCAAGUGCAGGUAAACUAUUUUUAUAGGCCCAAAUCACACAAGGAAAUAGAAAAAGGCAUUAAAAACCUCCCAACACAAAAAAAGCCCAGGGCCAGCCAGAUGGAUUUAGUGCAGAAUUCUACCAGACCUUCAAAGAAGACCUGAUACCAAUUUUCCUCAAACUAUUCUAUAAAAUAAAAACAGAAGGAACACUACCUAACUCAUUCUAUGAAGCCACAAUUACUCUGAUACCUAAACUACACAAGGACCCAACUAAAAAAAAAACAAGACUUCGUACCAAUCUUGCUUAAGAAUAUCGAUGCAAAAUACUCAAUAAGAUUCUUGCAAUCCAAAUCCAGGAACACAUCAAAGCCAUCAUUCACCAAGAUCAAGUAUGCUUCAUCCAACAUCUCUUAUAAUUAACUUGCAGUAUUAGUUUAAAAAACUGAUUCCCAAAUUCAUUCCAGAAACAACUUAUUCUCCAGGAAAGGGAGAUAGAAGAUGAUUUUAGAGUUAUCUUUCAUUCAAAGUUUUCAAAGACAAAAAAUCAAAGCUGUGGGUACUAAUGGGACUAUCUUAUAAUGUUUGAUACAGGUGUACUUUGUGUAGUAUCUAAGACAAGUGAAACAUAUUUAUAUCCUAAGAUAUUUAUGAUUUUUUUUGUUUUUGUUUUUUUUUUUCGAGACAGGGUUUCUCUGUGUAGCCCUGGCUGUCCUGGAACUCACUCUGUAGACCAGGAUGGCCUUGAACUCAGAAAUCCGCCUGCCUCUGCCUCCUGAGUUCUGGGAUUAAAGGCAUGUGCCACCAUGCCCGGCCCUCCUCCUCCUUCCUAUCAAGAAAUAAAAAUGGAAGGAUGAUGAGCUUUAGAAAUAAGUUUAUGUCCUGCUUCUAAUUCCACUGUAAAAGCAGAAUAGUUAGGUAGCAGUUAUACAACUUCUUUUUUAUAGUUUUAAUUUAACUCAUUUAAAACAGCAACUAUUAUUUUAGAAUUUUACUUUUAUGUUCUAAGCUAUGUGUGGGCCUCACUGGUUCUUUUUUCUAAAAAUUGUGGAAAUCAUUUUUAUAACUAGUGAACUACAGUGAUUGUAGGUUGAAAAGUAAAAUUUUACAAUUUUAAAUUAAAGUUAUGGGACAUUUCAUGGUUUGGCUGGGUAGAAAAAUAAUUAACAGCAAACAAAAAGGUUGUUGUAGAACUAGGAAUAAUAUGUUUGUUAGCCAUGUCGUUUGAGGUCCCUGCUAUACAGUAUAUAUAGCAACAGUGAACAAAGCAGGUAGCAGAUGAUUAAGAAAUAAACAAAGACUAUACCUGUAGUGUAUAGUGUGAAAAAUUCUAGCCAUUAAAUUUAGAGACUUGAGCUCCAAGACGCUAACUCUACUCUUUGCUCCCAUCACUGCCAGCAAAUUAUUUUAUCUUUGGGGACCAAUUUUUCCUGGGAAGAUUCAGGUAGAGGGUUUCUAAUAAAUUCUUAUCUAUCACUGACAUCAUCUGAUUCAAAGAGUUUCCAUAUUGAUGUUUUUAAAUUCUCUCAUCUUAUAGCAUAUAGAAUGAGAACCUACGUAUGCCAUAUCUGCAGUAUCACCUUUACAUCUUUACAUAUGUUCCGGUCCCACAUGCAAGGAACUGAACAUCAAAUUAAAGAAUCUCAUGUUAUCAAUCAAGUGAAGAAUUCAAAGAAAAUGCAAGAGUCUUGUCAAGCUGAGUGUGGAGAUGACAUCAAAAUGAAAAAAUCUAGAGAACUAGAGCCCACGGGUCAUUUCAGGGAAAUGGAGGAUAAUUACAUGGAAGCCCAAACCCAUGAAUACAGAGAAAUGGUUGAUUCUAGACCCAGACAUAAAAUGCUUGAACAAACACUUUCACUUGAAAAUUUCUGGGCACACCCAGGACCAUACAAUGAUUCUAGAGCACUAGAAGAGCAGUUACCUCACAGUUUACCAGCAGAGUCAAAGACAUAUGACUCUUUCCAAGAUGAACUUGAAGAUUACAUCAAAGGGCAGAAGGCCAGAGGACUUGAUCCCAAUACUAGUUUUAGACGGAUGUCAGAAAGCUAUAGGUACAGGGAUCAGAGAUACAGAGAAAGGGUUGAUUCUGAACACAGACAGAGGCCUUGUGAGGAAAGAUUUUCAUUUGAGGCUCCACAGACCUACCAGCAAGAAUACAGUGCCUCCCCAGUGGAGGGCCAAUCUCCUCACUGGUUACCAUCUCAUUCAAAGAGGAGAAAUGAUGAUUUCCAAAAUGAAUUUGAUGAUUACAAGGUGCAGGAAUCUAGAGAAUUCGAGCCAAAGACUUCUUUUAGAAGAAUGGAUAGCUCUUUUGAAACCCAUAAUUACGGAGAAAUGGUUGACAGAAGAUCCAGUCAUACAAUGUUUGAGGAAGGACUCCCAUGUGAGACUUUCCAGACUUACACAGAUCCAUACAGCAGUGCACAAGCAGUAGAAAACACGUUACCUCAUUGCUUACCAGCUUAUGAAAACCAACCGAGCCUAGACGCUGAAAGCCACUAUCAGCUUACCACAGAGGAGUUCUCAGAAAUGCCUGUUUCUCUGAGCCUCAGUCAACAAGAAGAUAACCCUAGCUCAUACAAUGAAGACUAUGACAUUUACAAGCAUCUGCCCUCAAAUGACAAUGCCAGUGCCCAUGAAACAAGUCAUAGAAGGCGACGUCAGAAGAAGAAACGACAUCUGGAGGAAGGAAAAGAAAGACCAGAAAAGGAACAGUCCAAACAUAAAAGAAAAAGAAGCUAUCAGGAUAAAGAUUUAGACAAAGACAAGAGCAUCAAGCAAAGUAAAAGAGAGGAAGAUAAAGCUGGAGUCAGCUCUGAAAAAACCAAGCAUCGAAAAAAGAAAAGAAAACAUGAAACAUCCUCAGAGAAAGAAGAACGUAAGCACAAAAAAGAGAAAAAGAAAUCUGUUGAAGAAAGAACAGAAGAGGAAAUCCUUUGGGAUGAGUCAAUUCUUGGGUUCUGACCCUAUAGUAUACCAAGAAGGGCUAAAAGCAAAUGAUACUGAUUUACAUACAGACAGGAAUAAGAGGAGAAAUCAAGGAAAGUACAGAAUCAGCACAGAAAACCUUUGGGGUUGUUUGUUUGUUUGUUUGUUUGUUUGUUUGCAAAAAUUGAAAUUGAACAGGAGAAACAAUAUAUAAAACAUCUAAAUCCAGCAUUCAAGGAACUGUUUUGAGGUAAACCUACUCAAAAAAUUUGACCUUUUAGUUUUACUUACAGAAGAGUGAAUAAGAAAACCAGUGGGGGAAAAUCUGAUGGAAUCAGUGGAGAAGUUUUAGAUAAAAUUGAGCACUUCGGAAGAAGAGAAGUUAAAGUCAGAGUCCAUUAAAGAAAACAGUCUCUCUCUCUGCGUAAGUGUGUAGGUAUAUACGUGUGCUUGUAUAUGUGUAUUUAUAUAUGUG